Juglans microcarpa x Juglans regia is the source of this 435-nucleotide messenger RNA. Its product is annotated as class V chitinase-like. Lineage: Eukaryota; Viridiplantae; Streptophyta; Magnoliopsida; Fagales; Juglandaceae. Gene Ontology annotation, cellular component: extracellular region. The record is from RefSeq and is a predicted model, not a curated record. The coding region runs from base 1 to 435 and encodes 144 amino acids. Gene Ontology annotation, biological process: carbohydrate metabolic process; chitin catabolic process. The transcript has a single exon. Gene Ontology annotation, molecular function: chitinase activity; chitin binding.
AUGAUAAACCAGUCCUCUUAUAGAAAUUCUUUCGUUCAGUCUUCCAUAGAAACAGCUAGGCUUUAUGGGUUUCAAGGUUUAGACCUUCGUGGGGUUGUGCCAAAAGGAAGUAGCUCGGAUAUGGCCAACCUCGGUACCCUUCUUCUGGACGAGUGGCGAGUUGCUGUAAAUUCUGAGGCAAAAAAUUCAAGCAAUCCUGAGUUACUCCUGGUCAUGGCCGGCAAUCGUCUGCCAGCUUUGGGUUCAGUCAUUUACCCAAUUGAUUCCAUGAGGAGGAACUUGGAUUGGGUACAUGUAAAAGCGUACGAUUACUAUUUGCCUGGUAGGGACAGAGUCACAUACUUUCAUGCAGCUUUGUAUGGCCCUUCGAACAUGGCUAAUACGGAUGAUGGCAUAAAUGAGUGGAAGAGAAGAGUAAGUGAGAAAAGUAAUUGA